AUGGCUGCUAACAUUCUCUCGCAGUACUCCGGCUUCCAGCACGACCCUAACGCGCCCAUACUCGAAGAGUUCCAACGACUCGCCGCUCUACGAGGCUGGAAAGCAGGGAGCAAGAGGUACAAAACAACGCUGCGGACUUGUCUUCAAGCAGAGUCUCGCGAAUUAUUCAGGAGCGAUGGCAGGCUUGAUGCGCUGCAGCAGCUAUGUCGAGACGUCGGUGUUCACCCAACGCCAGAGACAAUCACAAGCUGUCGAAAGGCGUUGCAAAAUGUCAAUGUCAACAUUAUCGAUCUCAUAGACUCGCGGCGCUGUGGCUCCGCAGUCGAAACCUUCCGGACGCGGGUCGCGUUGAGGAACUAUUCGAAGAUGCAAGGCAAAAUCUAUCCGAAGCAAUGGGCAAAAUCAGACGAUGCUAUUAGGAACUUGUUAAUUCGCAUGUGGUAA
Messenger RNA from Zasmidium cellare ATCC 36951, 444 nucleotides. RefSeq lists its product as uncharacterized. NCBI's taxonomy places the organism in Eukaryota, Fungi, Ascomycota, Dothideomycetes, Mycosphaerellales, Mycosphaerellaceae. The coding region runs from base 1 to 444 and encodes 147 amino acids. The transcript has 2 exons. The record is from RefSeq and is a predicted model, not a curated record.